GAUGGAUGGUUGGUUGGUUGCUUGCUUGUUUGCUUGCUUGUUUGCUUGCUUGCUUUCUUGCUUGAAGAGGUCGAGUGUGCCGCGUUCGUAUCGUUGCAUCGGUGCCUCCUUGCUUCGUUGAAAGACUAGUUCGCCUACCAUGUGAUGGCUCAGGUCUUUUAUAUAUUUUGAAAAAAAAAAACGCCCCUUACCGUGAAACAAUGAGUCUAGUGCAAGAUUUUGUGACUAAUUUGACCGGUUCAACGUGAAUGACGUGACGUGACGUGAAUCAUCCCAUCGCCACAACACCCAACGUUAGAUAGAAGUCACCCCUCGCUGUACUAACCAAAAACUUCGACCGUCGUUUCUUUUUAUCCCUCAGUGAUAAGUGUGGAUAAUUUGUGUAUUAUUUAUGGAGGGUUUGCUAAGACUGCGAAGGGUUGCGAAUUCGUUUUAUCAGAUAUAACGCUCGUAGACUGGUGAUGAGUGAUUUUUCUUUGAAGGGGAGGUAGUUUUUCACGUACUUUCAUUAGGAUAAAUCAUUCUUUUUCACAGAUGGGGAAAAAAGAUAUUUUUAAUAUAAGCUUCAAUGAACCAUUACAGUGUUUUCAAUCUCAAGUUGAUUAUCAACUCAUUCUGAAUACAUUGUAGAGAGAUUAUAAGGGAGAGUCGGGCAAAUAGGAAAUUGAUUGAUUUUUAUUAAAUGUUGAAGGUUCAAACAGACUGAUUGAAUUGCUUGAUAUACCUGUCUAAAAUUUUUGACCAUUAAAAAGGUGUUGUUUCAUUUGGGCCCAAUCGUGACUAUUUAAUUGUAAGAUCAGUUUAAAGGGUGGAUGUCAUUAGGAUAAAUCGUCAGUCCCGGCUUACAAAUGGACCAUUUAAUGUUAAUAUUCUACUGCCAAAACUUUCUGUCAUCAAUUGGAGAAAUGAUGUAAGAACGUCAUCCAGAUGUGAAUCACUGCCGAUGGACCACUAAAGUGUAAAGAUCAUAUAAUAAUACAAACACUAGCUGAAGAUAGAAAAGAGAGAAAGACACCGGUAAAAUAUUGAAAAGUGGAAGUGAGCUAUAAAACAUGUCAACGGAGAAUCACAACGGUGCGGCCCAUACUAACGGCGGAAUAAAAUCACCCACUGGUGUCGCAUCAACAAUUCCGUCAACCACAUCAUCAUCAUUAUCAUCAUCAUCAUCAUCAUCAUCAUUAUUAUCAUCUUCUUCAUCAUCAACGAGAACUCUGCCUAACAAUGCGUCCUUCUUGUACUCAAGCAAUUCAUCGAUAAAUCGCGAUAAACCAAGACAAGUGCCACCACCGACUUUGCCCAAAUACACGUCAAGUUUUAACACUGGAACUAAUGGCAAUGCCGAAAGAUUAACAAGAGAUCGGGAAAUUGGGGGUAGCUAUAGACUUGCUAGUCUGGACAGGCUCGCGCUCAGGCAUAGGAUACUCGAUGGUGGAGAGAAACAAAAUGGGGAUACUGGAAAUUCGAUGCAAACAAAGCGAGAGCUGUUCUUCAAGUCGGAAACAGGCGUACUGACAACAUCUCCAUCUGUGCCAUCAGUACCUCCACCUCAACCACCAGCAACUGGGAUAGCAACAUCGACAACAGUAUCCCCAGCAACUGUUCCCCCAACAGCUCCCAUAAAAUCACGAUUACCCCCGGCUAAUGUUACCUUGAAUCAGACAGAUGCCUCUGAGGACAGCAACAAACGAGAAUCCAGAUAUGAUAGCAACAAAGAGGGUAGUGUACAAUUGCAUCAACGACCAGCAAUACCUACCAAGCCUAAAGAACUUGACGGUUAUGUUGGUUUUGCCAAUUUGCCAAAUCAAGUUUAUAGGAAGGCCGUCAAGAAAGGAUUCGAUUUUACGCUGAUGGUUGUUGGGGAAUCGGGUUUGGGAAAAUCCACACUUAUCAAUUCUAUGUUCCUGGCUGAUAUAUACAGCGCGGAGUACCCUGGACCCAGUCUGAGAGUUAAGAAAACGGUCGCUGUUGAAACGACCAAAGUCAUUUUAAAGGAGAAUGGAGUCAAUCUUACUUUGACUAUUGUUGAUACACCUGGAUUUGGCGAUGCUGUGGACAACAGCAAUUGUUGGGUGCCAGUAAUUGAAUACAUAGAAUCAAAGUACGAGGAAUUCUUGAAUGCAGAAUCACGAGUAGUGAGACGACAAAUACCAGACAGUCGAGUACAUUGUUGCUUGUACUUUGUUUCACCCACUGGUCAUGGUUUAAAACCACUCGACGUUGAAUUUAUGCAGCGGUUGCACGACAAAGUUAAUAUUAUACCAGUCAUAGCCAAAGCUGACACCAUGACUCCAGACGAGUGUGGGCACUUUAAGAAACAAAUACUCAACGAGAUAGCCCAGCAUAAAAUAAAAAUAUAUGAGUUUCCUGAGAUCGAGGAGGAGGAGGAGAACAAGCUGCACAAAGUGCUGAGGGACAGAGUACCAUUUGCCGUUGUUGGGGCGAAUACAGUUGUGGAACAUGAUGGGAAGAAGGUUCGGGGAAGGAAGUAUCCUUGGGGCGUUGCUGAAGUGGAAAAUUUGGAGCACUGUGAUUUCAUAGCACUGAGAAAUAUGGUAAUACGGACUCAUCUGCAGGACUUGAAGGAAGUAACGAAUAACGUACAUUAUGAAAAUUUCCGAUGUCGCACACUCGCGGGACUUGGUGUUGAUGGCAAACCCACGAGAAUUUCAAACAAUUUAUGCCCACCAGGAGUGAUGAACAGUUUCAUGACAGUUUGGAAUCCACUGGCACAACUGGAAGAGGAAAAGCGUGAACACGACAACAAAAUGAAAAAAAUGGAGACAGAGAUGGAGCAGGUGUUUGAGAUGAAAGUCCGUGAGAAGAAGCAGAAACUUAAAGAUUCAGAGGCAGACUUACAGAGAAGACAUGCACAGAUGCGUGCUUCCCUGGAGCAGCAGUUGAGAGAACUCGAAGAAAAGAGGCGAGCAUUCGAAGCUGAAAAACAAGUCUGGGAGCAGCAAACCGGCCACAGUAUUGAUGAAUUACGCAGACGUAGCUUGGAAGCUAACUCUAAAGAGACAGUCGAUGGCAAGGAUAAAAAGAAUAAGAAAAAGGGACUCUUCUAAAUCACCGUGAGGAAAUGAAAAAAUAAUUGAAGAGAAGACUCUCACCGCAACCGCUGUUCUCCUAGAACGAUUCAUUAAUAAUAAGUAUCUACAGCAUAACGAAUGAAGGCAAAAGAAAACAAAAAGAAAAAAAAAACGUAAUCAUUGAGUGUAAAAAACAAUUUGAUAUAAUAAUUUUUAAAUGAUUUUUGUACAUGACGACUUACCUUUAGAGAGAAGAAAAUAGUUUAACAUUAUCAUUUUUAUUCUGUCGAACAGGGAGUUGACGAUGAGGAGAGAAACAAAGAGAGAAAAAUAGUAAUAAAAUUAACAAGCAAUCACAUUAAUUAAUUCUCAUGGAAUGCAUCAGACAUUAUAUUGAGUUAUUGUCCAUAUGUUUAUUACUUUCCCUCAAUUCAUAAUCUUCUUCCAAUAAUGAGCCAUUGAUUAAUUAUGAUGGAGCAGUGACUAUUUUAUUUAUAUUAAUUGUACAUGUGAAUGUAAGAAUGGAUUACUGCUAGUAUCAUAUUAUCGUGUUUUGGUAAUUUUUUUAGUAUGAGAUCACUGAGGCAGACGUGUGCUUAAAAUUUAUUCCUUGAAAUUUUGCAACAAUCAGCAAAAUUAAAUGAACUUUUGAGAAACAUUUUUUCGUGAUAGCUUCUCCCGACAUCGAUUCAAUUUACAAUGACAAACAAAAAAGUUACUUCGAGGCACUUUGAAAAAAAAAAGUGAAACUCGGCAAAAUGCAAUAAUUUUUUUUUUUUUUACCAAAUUACACGGCGUAGAGAGAAAAAAAAAAUAAGAAAUUAUGUUAUGAAGAGACAGACAACACUGGCACAGUAUUCAACACGUCUUUAUUACCCAAUAAUUUCCGCAAAAUUAGACAAUUAUAAUGUUCCUUAGCGCUUGAAUGAGUCGUCCAUACAUAAUUAUAAUCAAACUCGUAGCUAUAAAGUACAAAGCAGAAAACAAUGGACGAACUAAAAAAUCACUAACAAGUUAUGUAAAUUCGUUGAAUUGCUCUGCGAAAUGUUUAACACCAACGCAAGGAAGAAUUUCCUAGAAAAACGCAUAUGGAGGAAUUUAAUAGAAUAAAAUUCGUAAUUUUCACCAAAGGAUUUUAUUAAAUUUCUAUUGAAACUCUACUUUAUAAUUGAAAAAGCUCAGGUGAAAAAAGAAAAAAAAAAACAAAGAAAAGUCAAGGCAAAGAAUUCCUCUAGACGAGUCCAGAGUCUAUCGGUUUUUAAUGCAAUAUUGGUGAAAAAAAUUCUGUUAAAUAAACUCAAUUUAUAAGAAAUCUCAAUUCUUCAAGAGAAUUGGCAAAUAGGUUAAAAAUAAUAGAACUAUUACAGAAAUUAUAUAAACUGUUUGCAGCAGAUGCCAUAAUUUUUUCUAUAAAAUUCACUCAAUAAGUGAGAAAAAGGUGUGUCACAAGGAUGUUCAACAGGUCCUGAAUUAGUAUUAUAUGAUAAUGAUAAAAGAGCAAUUGAAUACUGAAGUUUUGUAUGAAUGAAGGAAUACAUUGUCAAAAAAGGACUCAAAUAUCUAUUUCGUUAUUUUUUAAUUUUCAAAAACUUUUUGACUCACCAUAUUUGUAUUGGUUUCCUGGAGACAAUUAUUCCUAGAUUAUAUUUUGCCGUGCCAGAAUAAAUAAACGCUGCCGCCAAUUCUUAAUGAAUAGUAGAUGUAUUAAGUGUAAUGAUGUCCCGAUGCGGUAAAUUAGAAGAGAAUUCUCGUAAUAAUGUAAUCAAUUGAUCAAGUCUAUAAAAACGUAAAAUACAAAUAUUACAAUUCAUUUUUCCUCUGCAA
This is a messenger RNA of Fopius arisanus, 4853 nucleotides long. RefSeq names its product septin 7-like protein pnut (gene pnut). The record is from RefSeq and is a predicted model, not a curated record. Gene Ontology annotation, biological process: cytoskeleton-dependent cytokinesis; cilium assembly; intracellular protein localization. Gene Ontology annotation, molecular function: molecular adaptor activity; GTPase activity; GTP binding. The transcript is spliced from 10 exons. NCBI's taxonomy places the organism in Eukaryota, Metazoa, Arthropoda, Insecta, Hymenoptera, Braconidae. Gene Ontology annotation, cellular component: cell division site; microtubule cytoskeleton; septin complex. Bases 1053 to 3065 code for a protein of 670 amino acids.